Molecule: messenger RNA, 2078 nt
Organism: Tripterygium wilfordii
Lineage: Eukaryota; Viridiplantae; Streptophyta; Magnoliopsida; Celastrales; Celastraceae
Exons: 17
Coding region: 215-1738 (507 amino acids)
Biological process (GO): FAD biosynthetic process
Molecular function (GO): FMN adenylyltransferase activity
Source: RefSeq, a predicted model, not a curated record
ACUUCCUUGGUUGUGAAAGCGUCUUUUGUAUUUAUGCAAAAAGCUCCGUUCUUGGCUUCUUCAGAUAAACCAGUCUGUGGCAUCCAUAGACGGCACACAUCUUCUUCGUACUCGCAAAAAAAUCUCUCUGUUGAUUCCAUUAACAACACAGGCGAAGAAGAAAUGGAGCUUCAUACAUUUUCUAGCGCUCUGAGCUUCUUGUGUUUCAUGUGACAUGGAGAUCCAUAACGCAGUCAAAGAAAGUGAUGACCGGAGGCUCAAGACCAAGUACAACAAUGCUGUCUAUGUUAUUCAAAGAGUUCUCGCUCUAUACUCUAUUGAAGAGGUUGCUUUCAGCUUCAACGGAGGAAAGGAUUCAACUGUUUUGCUGCACCUACUUAGGGCUGGCUAUUAUUUGCAUAACAAGGAAAAAAGUCUUUCAAACGGGGAUCUUGAAAAUUUUCCAAUUAGAAUAAUAUAUUUUGAAAGUCCUUCAGCUUUUCCUGAGAUCAACUCAUUUACCCAUGAUACGGCCACCACCUAUGGUUUGGAGAUGGAAAUCAUUACCUUGGAUUUCAAGUCUGGGUUAGAGGAUUUACUAAAGGCAAAACCAAUCAGAGCUAUUUUUCUUGGUGUCCGUAUUGGUGAUCCUACUGCGGUAGGCCAAGAACAAUUUUCCCCUAGUUCGCCUGGAUGGCCACCCUUUAUGAGAGUGAAUCCUAUUUUGGAUUGGUCAUACAGAGAUAUCUGGUCAUUCAUUUUGACUUGCAAGGUCACAUACUGCGGUCUUUAUGAUCAAGGUUAUACUUCAAUAGGAAGCAUUUACGACACAGUUCCAAAUAAAUUGUUGUGCAUCAGCCACUCCUCUAGCUGCGGUGGAAAAUAUAAACCAGCGUAUUUGCUUUCCAAUGGUAGACUAGAAAGAGCAGGUAGAACGAAAAAGUCUGCUCCUUCUGCUGGUAGGACACCUGUUGGGGAGGUCAUGGAUGGUGUGGAUUCACAUAAAAACAUCAUGCUCACUGCCUCAGUAAUCACCGUAGGGGAUGAGAUUUUGUCUGGCAGUGUUGGAGAUGAUUUGGGACUUGCUUUGUGUCAAAAGCUUCAUUCCAUUGGUUGGACAGUAUCACAAGCCGCUGUUGUACAGAAUGAUAUUGAUUCUGUGGCUGAAGAGGUUGAACGGCAAAAAUCUGCUAAUGAUAUGGUUUUUGUAUUUGGAGGGGUAGGCCAAUUGCAUUCUGAUGUAACCUUAGCAGGGGUCGCGAAGGCUUGUGGUGUUCGUCUGGCUCCUGAUGAAGAAUUUGAAGAAUAUCUCAGGCAUCUUAUUGGUGAUCAUUGCACUGGUGACCGGAAUGAGAUGGCUCAGUUGCCUGAAGGUAUCACCGAAUUGCUGGAUCACGAAAAGCUGCCAGUGCCUCUGAUCAAAUGUCAAAAUGUAAUUAUUCUUACCGCAACUAAUGUUCCUGAGCUGGAGAAGGAAUGGGACUGUUUGAUUGAAUUAACAAGAUCUAGUGGCCUAUUCGCAGUGAUGGAGCCAUAUGCAUCAAAGAGCCUAAGUACAUUCCUUUCAGAUGUAGAAACUGCUCAACCUCUAUCGGAACUUUGCCUCAAAUUCCCAGACUUAAAAAUUGUAUGCCGUCGCAAAUCCAGAAGUGGGCCUCUCAUCAUUAGUCUUGAAGGAAAGCAGGACGUUGCACGCAUUGAGUCAGCUACAGAAGCAUUAUGCAAUAAGUUUCUUCCAGGAGCAUUCUCUGAAGUUUAAGUAAGCAUAGAUGUAGACUAAUGGGGAGAUCAAAGGAGUUGCUAUACAUCUUGGUGGAACAAUGAAAUUGGGUUACAGUCGGGACGGAGCAAAGCAUAGGGCUAGGGAAAUAGACUGCCGUGAAGACGACUGCAACAUAAACAGGCAAAGCCUUUCAACAUGCCAAACAAACUGAUAACGAGGAACUGUAAAUACUUUGUUGUCGCUGUUGUUGUUGUUGUAGUUUUCGUUGAACGGGGAACGAAUGUCAGCAGGCUCAGUUCCUUGCUUUAAAUGUUUCUGGUUUUGUGGUUCAUCUUUACUUGGUUAAGCAAGAGCUUUGUGUUCAUAUCUUGGUUUU